GAACACCGCUUGGAACACCUCGUCGUCGUUCUUGUGUUUAUAUAAAUUUACGGGCGGAUAAUAGCCGAAUUUUCUCUGAUUUUCCAUCGUUCCUGCCGUUCCAAACGGCAAAUUAAAGUAUGAGUAAAAGACGCAGGGCGUCUUCAGCAGCGAGCAGUCGUGAGCCCGAGGACGAAAUAAUGAGCGACCCCGAGCCGGUCGUCGAGCAACCGGUGCGGAAGAAACGCCGCGUCGACCCGGUAAUUUCACUCAUUUUCAUGCCAAGGAAAACUCAAAUUGGAAAUUUCCAGGUUGAAAUUUGCCAGCAAUUGUACGACACCAUCCGCAAUUUCAAAAAGGAAGACGGAGGUCUUUUGUGUGACGCUUUCAUUCGAGCCCCAAAGCGCAGACAAGAACCUGCCUAUUACGAGGUUGUAACCAACCCCAUUGACCUGCUGAGGGUUCAGCAAAAACUAAAGACGGACGAGUAUGAAGAUGUUGAGCAGCUGACGUUGGACAUCGAUCUAAUGGUUGGCAAUGCCAAGGCAUUUUACAAGAAAUCGAGUCAGGAGUAUAAGGACGCGUGCGAUUUGUGGGAUCUUUUCGAAAUGACCAGAAAUCGACUGACUGACCCAGACUCUCACUCAGGAGACGGAGAUGCAGGACCUUCAGAUCAAAAGGGCAAAAUCAUUCUCAAGGUUGGCAAACUGGCAAGAAGGGCAGCGGCUGCGGAGGCAAGGCGUGAUGACGCGGAUGAAGGUGCCUCGGAAUGCAGCUCGACAGCUCAGGAGGACGACAACAACACUUACGAGGAUUUGUUCAGUGCCGUCAUGAUGGCUCAGGACUCUGAAGGGCGAACUCUGCACACUGCUUUUCAACUGUUGCCCUCACGAAAGGCUUAUCCAGAAUACUACGAAGUUAUUGACAACCCCAUCGACCUGAAAAUCAUCGCAACCAAAAUUCAGAGCAACCAGUACACAGCUCUCGCUGACCUUGAGAGGGACCUUCAACUCAUGGUGAAGAACGCAAUGUCGUUCAAUGAGCCAGGCUCCCUAAUUUACAAAGACGCCAAAGCUCUGAAGAGAAUCAUUUCAAUGAAGAAGAUUGAAAUCGAGUCAGGAAGAAGCUCGUCUUCCAAGAGCAGUGAGAGGAUUCGCAGCAAGCGCUUGCGAGGGAACCAGUCUCUGUCUGCAAUUACCUCUGCCCUGAAGUACGAGGAUGAGGAGGAGGACGAAGAAGAAGAGGCCAUGGAUGAAGACGAUUCUGAUCAGGAUGAUGACGACGAUGAAGUUAAUGAAGACGACGAAGAGUCCGGGCCUCUUUUGAAUUUGUACGAAGCAGUCAAGAGUUUCACAAACAGCCAAGGCUAUCGUCUGAGUGAUCCCUUCAGGAAACUGCCAUCGAAGAGAUAUUACGCUGAUUACUACAAAGAAAUCAAGAACCCAAUUGCACUGUCCCAAAUCAGAGCAAAAAUUAAGAACGGACACUACGGAACUGUAAGUGAGAUUGCUGGUGACCUGAACAUCAUGUUUGAAAACGCCAAAAAGUACAACCGCAAUGACUCCAAAAUUUAUAAGGAUGCUGUAAAACUGCAGAAAGUAAUGCAAAGUAAGGUUCAGGAACUUUUAGAGUAUGAUCAGGAAAGUGACAGCGAUGAAGAUGACGAGGGUGAAAGUGAAUCGACCCCGGCAUUCCCUCAAACCCCGGUGGUGCGGCGUGGGAGACCCCCUGGCUCUCUGAAUAAGCCUAAAGGAAAGCCAGAGGAUCUUUUGAGGAGGAAGAAGUUUGUUCAGAUAUACAGGACACUUAUAGACUACCACGAUGACGGACGCCAGCCCAUUCUAAUGUUCAUGGAAAAGCCAAGCAAGAAACUGUACCCUGAUUACUAUCAAGUCAUUGAACACCCUAUUGACAUGCUCACGAUCGAGUCCAACAUCAAGGCAGACAAAUAUCAGAAUGAGGAUCAACUGGUUUCUGAUUUCAAACUCAUGUUUACUAACUGCCGUCAGUAUAAUGAGGAGGGCUCGGUGAUUUACGAAGAUGCCAACAAACUUGAAAGAUUGCUGAACCAUGCUUUGAGCACCCCAACUCGUCUUGGAACAAGAACUGGCAGCAGUGCCAAGGCUAAACGGCAGCAGCAGAACAACCUUUAUCAAAAACUGAGGACUCUUUUCGAAACGAUCAAAGAUCACAAAGAUCCCAAAGGACGUCAGCUCUCUGUAAUUUUCAACAAACUUCCUUCAAAGAUUGAAUAUCCUGAUUACUAUGAAGUUAUCAAGAGACCCAUUGAUCUGGAGAAAAUCUCGUCAAAGUUGAAAUCGACAUCCUACAUGAGCCUCGAUGACAUGGUCUCUGAUUUUGUUCUGAUGUUCGACAAUGCUUUCAAAUACAAUGAGCCUGACUCACAAAUUUACAAGGAUGCUUUGAUGCUGCAAAGGGUAGCCCUGCAAACAAAGCUGCAGCUAAGGGAAGAUGAAGAGUCUCUCCCCGAUGUGUCUCUUGCAGUGCAAGAACUUUUAACCUCCCUUUUUACGGCCACUUACAAUCACCAAGACGAAGAGGGUCGAUGCUUUUCUGACUCCAUGGCUGAACUUCCAGAGCACGAUGAUGCUACUGGAAACAAGGCUUUGUCCCUGGACUUGAUAAAGCGGCGUCUUGACCGCGGAUUUUAUCGUCGCCUGGAUCAUUUCCAAGAGGACAUGUUUGCCUGCUUGGAUCGAGCUCGCAGACUUUCCAGGUCUGACUCGCAGGUGUUUGAAGAUGCCAUUGAAAUGCAAGUCUUCUUCAUAAAGCAAAGAGAUGAGCUUUGCCGAGGUGGAGAUUUGCUUCACUCCCCAGCUUUAAGAUACUCGGCUCAAGAUUUGGCUGCCAACCUGGACGUUCUGAGACAAGAAAAGGCUUUGAAGGAAUUGCCAGAAGAAGAAACUGAAGCCAAGGUCACAGAUGAGGCCUUCAAGCAGCCCCAGCCUGGAGACGUUGAAAGUUCCGGCAACGAAAUGAGUUUCAAUCAGCAGACCUACAGAGUUGGCGACUUUGUUUAUCUCGAACCAAAGGAGAGGGGUCUGGAGCCGCACAUUAUUCUCAUUGAGCGCCUCUGGGUGAACCAAGACAACGAGCAAAUGCUGUUUGGAAAUUAUUUCUACAGACCAAACGAAACUUACCAUUUGACUACAAGGAAAUUCCUUGAAAAGGAAGUCUUCAAAAGCGACGUCAGGGUGGCCAUUCCGAUGAAUCAAGUUAUCGGAAUGUGCAUAAUCUUGAGUGUGAGAGAUUAUCUGAGAAUGAAGCCGGAAACUUUCCCUGAAAAGGACGUGUAUGUUUGCGAGUCUAGAUAUGCUUCAAAAGCGAGAAGCUUCAAGAAAAUAAAGAUAUGGCCCUGCACUCUGCCAGAGCACAUCAAAUUAGUGGCUCGCGAAGAGCCGUUGGAGCCGAAGCGAGUCAUGUCCGUCUUUAGGGAUCGAGUUGAGAAACACAAGGAAGAAAUUGCAGAGCUCGAUGAAAUGGAAAAGCUCCCUGAAAGGGAGAUUCCACCUAAUGUCGAAUUGGUUUUGGAACAACCAAUCGAGGGAUUCACCUACUUUGAGCAGUGCAGGGUGAGCUGCGGCACCAUCAAAACUGGAGAUUGCGUUUAUGUCAAAAACAGUGUUGGAAAGCAAAUUGUUGCCCAGGUUGAUGCCAUGUGGGCCAAUAAAUCGGGAGAAGAAUUUCUCAAAGGUCCCAUCUUUGUACCUCCCUCCGAGGUUCCAAACACACCUGGAAAGCUUUUCUACAAGCAGGAAUUGUUCCUGAAUCACGUUGAAGAGGUGUUUCCUCUGUCCAGUGUCACAGGUCGCUGCGUAGUUUUGGAGCAUGGAGAAUAUAUAUCUUGCCGUCCUACUGAGGUUGCCGAAGCUGACAUUUACGUCUGCGAGUCGGUUUACGAGGAGAGCAAGAAGCUGAUAAACAAGCUGGGCCACAAUUUCAUCAAGAAGUAUCACCACAUCGGAGACGUCCAGGAAGACGAGAUCUACUUCUUCCGCCGACUCAUCAAUCCAGCAAAGGUUGGCAGCGACGGUGUGCAUAAAGAUUCUAAAGGAAUGUUUAACACGUUUGACCGGGACUCGUCUCCGGUCGCCAGCAGAGAUGCGGAUGUUUCUCUCAUGAUGGAGGACUCGAUGGACGCUCCACCCUCGGUUGGCUCUGGAGACACCCCCACUCCUUCUCCACUGAUGCAAACACCAGUUUCCACAGUCAAAAAGAAGGGAACUGGAAAGAAAUUAGUCACUGGGUACAUAUUGUACUCGAGUGAUGUUCGCAAGAACGUGGCCAACCGCUUCCCUGACUCAACCUUUGGUGAAAUCAGCCGCAUUGUGGGCAACGAGUGGCGCAGCUUGACGGCCUCUGAGAAGCAGAGUUAUGAGGAAAGGGCCGCCCGCUUGAACGAAGAGACCACGGCCAGGAUGGCCUUGGAGGCGAUGGGCCCUGGCGAGACGCCCCACCAAGACCUGAUUUACGAGUGCCUCUGGGCCAACUGUGACCACCAGUUCGAGGAGCUGAAUGACCUGAUCGAGCACUCUGUCGGGGAGCCAGAUGGGCACAUUCAAAAGCACUUUGUUUCCAAGCCAGACUCGGAAUUCCAGUGCAAGUGGAAGGGUUGCAUCAGGCAGAAAAAGACAGUCCCGCCAUUCCCGAGCAUCAUGCGCCUGGCCCGGCACUGCAAGGAGCAGCACAUUAUGAAGGCCACAGGAAGAGUUGUGCCUCCCUCGGAAAGAUCCAGGAAUUUCAUGCCGUCUGCUAAAAAAGCAGCCGCUAACGCUAAGGCUGCUUUGGCUCAGAACGCCUCCCCUGCUGUCCCUGCUGGACUCCAGAUGGCUUCUGCAGGUUCUCCAACUCCGAACAUGGCGCCGGCCAUCACUGCCCCAGUUCGACAGCUCGAGCCCAUGUUUGUGGCGAUCCCACCAAGACCUCAGCGGCUCCUCCAUUCUGAGGCUUACAUCAAGUACAUUGAAGGCAUGAAUACUGAGAGCAGGCACAUCUCAAACUGGGAGAGGAGCCUGAAGGUCACUCCAGAAACUGCAAACGUGCCAGACCCAUCUCGACUGCCGGUGCAUUGGCUCAACAACGGGGUCGGCAACCACGGCAAUAUGGUCAACGCUCUGUGGGCCCUGAGGGACUACCUGAUGAGGGACUCGCUGAAUCUCGCAAAAAAUGCUUAGAUUUCAGAAAAGUUUGCUUACAUUUAUUGAAAUUAAGGAAGAAUUGUGGUGACAUUUAGCAAAAUAAAUUAGC
This is a messenger RNA of Neocloeon triangulifer, 5247 nucleotides long. It is a transcript of the gene polybromo, whose product is annotated as protein polybromo-1. Gene Ontology annotation, cellular component: RSC-type complex. The record is from RefSeq and is a predicted model, not a curated record. Gene Ontology annotation, biological process: chromatin remodeling. Gene Ontology annotation, molecular function: chromatin binding; protein binding. NCBI's taxonomy places the organism in Eukaryota, Metazoa, Arthropoda, Insecta, Ephemeroptera, Baetidae. Bases 120 to 5174 code for a protein of 1684 amino acids. The transcript is spliced from 26 exons.